This is a messenger RNA of Cloeon dipterum, 1885 nucleotides long. RefSeq names its product zinc finger protein 490-like. Bases 131 to 1633 code for a protein of 500 amino acids. The transcript has 3 exons. The record is from RefSeq and is a predicted model, not a curated record. Gene Ontology annotation, biological process: regulation of transcription by RNA polymerase II. Lineage: Eukaryota; Metazoa; Arthropoda; Insecta; Ephemeroptera; Baetidae. Gene Ontology annotation, cellular component: nucleus. Gene Ontology annotation, molecular function: RNA polymerase II cis-regulatory region sequence-specific DNA binding; DNA-binding transcription activator activity, RNA polymerase II-specific.
GUGCAUUGUAUGCAUCAAAAGUUCCGCGUGAGAAAAAUUUACUUAUUUAUGACUGCCGACCCAAUACAAUCAAGGAGCUGGGCACGGAGCAUUGAAAUUUAACACUUUUAAAACCUUUUUGGACGGAGACAUGGAGAUGGAGAGACAAUCAAGGAGCUUAAUAAGGAGUCAAGUAGGAAAAACUCGGAUUCAAAAGUCGCUGUGCAGACUGUGCGAGUGUCCGACGUCGGACGGCCACGUCCACGCAUCGCAGGUGGACAGGUUCAAGCUGAGGAAAUGGGCCAUGGAGGUCAUGAACCUGACGGAAGAAGACAAAAACCUGCCGGACGUGGUCGAAGAAGACGCUUUGAUCUGCUAUUUUUGCAUCUGGCAGGCAGAGUUUGGGGACGAGUCUGGAGACAAGGCUGUGGCUUGGUGGCCGAAAAACCUUGAUUUGGAAGAAAACGCAAAGGUGCUGCGGGAGAAUUAUUCAGUUGGAGAAGUUGAACAGUGUUGGGUGCAGUUGGAAGAGGUUGAUCUGGCCAAAUACGAAAAGGAAAUCCCUAAAAAGAGGAAGUACGUCAGUGGAGUUUGUUUUUACUGCGGCAAGAGAUAUACCCAGCUGGCGGGUCACGUCAAGAAGAAGCACAAAGAAGCCAUUAAAUGUGGAAUUUGGGGCUGCAUGACUUACUUUCACACCAAGGAGGAAAAAGAGCAGCACAUGCAGCAUUAUUUACACAAGAAACGUGAAAAACCAUGCGAAAGCAAGAAUUUUCGCUGCAAUUUUUGUGAAAUCGGCAAAUUGUAUUCUUCGCUAAAAUCGCGCAGGCAGCACAUAAAUCGCAAGCAUCCAGAGCUAGUGGCAUGCUCGCUUGUAGGCUGCAUUGAGUACUUCAAAUCCAAGCCUGACAUGAUUCUCCACAUCAACUCGUGGCACAAUAGAGGCACUAAUCAAAAUCUUUUCCAGUGUGAGCAUUGCGAGUAUUUUACCACGUCUAAAUACGUGUUGAGAAAACACGAACAGGCCAAGCACAUGCCACAGACGUUCAAAUGCGACGGAUGCGACGCAAGUUUCGGCUCAAAAUGCCUGGUUAAAUUGCACUACAAAAAAUUUCAUACUUUCGACGUGUGCAAAUCUUGUGGCCAGGACGUUGCUUACGGAAUCAAGGAACACCACAGAACACCAUCUGUUUGCUCCAAAUGCAAACUCAAAUUCACGUGCUCGGGUUUGUAUCAAUUGCACAGGAAGAGCUGCAAACAAGCCCCCUACAGUUGCAAAGAGUGUGGAGAAUCGUUCAACGUGUGUAACAAGUUGAAUAACCACGUGAGAAAAUUUCACACUCUUUUCAAAAAUAUCAAGUUACGCUGCGACCAUUGCGACUAUUCCACAUUCGAAAAGGGCCGCAUGGCGGAGCACAUGCAAUGGAGACAUUUACCAAAGACGAUUAAGUGUGGAGAGUGCAACCAAUUGUUUGCCUCUGAAUGUAUUUUCAAGAAACACAAACACAUGCGACACGAAUACGUUCGUUGCGCAGAAUGUGAUAAGGAGAUGAGCCGUCACAACAUGUUUAAACAUCGGACCAUCAAGACUUGCCGCCGCUGCAAGUGCAAAUUCAAGUGCUCAGGACUUCUUGCAAAGCAUGUCUGUCUGUAGAGCAAUAAUUUCUUUUGUGACAAGUGCCCGAAAAUUUACAGGGAAAAGACAAGCUUGUUUUACCAUAAUGUCAAGAAGCAUAUUGAUGUAUAGUUAAAAUUAAUAGUGACAUUCUGAAAAAAAAACUGUUGCUUAUUAAGUUAUAAAAGCCUUCCAGUAAAUUGUCCAUUUUGCGGGUAUUUUGCUACAGUUUCAACUUGUGUAGGGUUUUUUGUGUAAAAAAAUAUUUUUGAUAUAAAUAAUUUGAAUCCA